Messenger RNA from Polistes dominula (European paper wasp), 2861 nucleotides. RefSeq names its product DNA repair and recombination protein RAD54B. Gene Ontology annotation, molecular function: DNA translocase activity; ATP binding. Gene Ontology annotation, cellular component: nucleus. The record is from RefSeq and is a predicted model, not a curated record. Gene Ontology annotation, biological process: reciprocal meiotic recombination; double-strand break repair via homologous recombination. Lineage: Eukaryota; Metazoa; Arthropoda; Insecta; Hymenoptera; Vespidae.
AUUUAAUUUUAUAUGCAAAUGAAAUUUAAAAAAAAUUCGAAGGGGGGACGAUCUUAUCGACUGGUAAAAUAUGUGCCGUCAUCUAGCGGUAGUAGCUAUUACUUCAUCUUACCGACUGGUAAAAUUCGAUUAUUAGUAUUCCCGCGUAAGUGUAGUGCUCUCUAACUGAAUUCGAAACGUCUUUGUAUAAAUUUUAUAUUUAUCAAAAUUAAAUACUAUUUAUGUUAUAUUUUUUAUAAAAAAGCAGUAUGGUGUAAAGUGUUUCUAAUUAUUGUAGGAGUUUUGUCUUGAUGACUAUAUUAUUUAAGAAUUUAUUAAUAAAAAUAAACGUUAUCAUUUAAGUUCUUAAUUUUUAGCAACUCAUUUCCUUGAAUUUUACAUAAAAUGUCAUACGAAAACAACGGUUUAAAUAUUCCCAUUAGAAGUACUGCGAAAGUUUUGAGCUUCUUUAAUAGAUCAAAAGAAGUAAUUACCGAGAAUGAAGUUAAAAAUGAUUCUGUGAUUUCCGAAUGUGAUACUGAAUUAAAUACCAACAAGAAUAAACGUCCAUGUGCAGAAAGUAAUAAUAAACUCAUAUUUAACGUUGUAUUUGGAAAAGUAACUACUAAAAAACAUAAAACAUGGGAUAAUGAUGGUUAUUUAGAAGUUAGUGGAAAAAAUGCGAUUUUAAAGGAUCAGGAUGGUAGUAUCGUUGGCAGAACAACAGUCAAUCCACAAAGUUUAGAUGAAGGUUUUAGAUUAAUUAUGGGUGGUAAGGAAGUAGAGAUAAUUGGCAGAGUAACACAUGAUAUAAACUUAGCGAAUAAUACUUGCAAAAGUAUAGAAGAUAAAGAACCACCGAGGAAGAAGUUUAAAACUUCCAUUACCGGUUCACGUUUAUUAGGAGUUUCACUUAAAAAAAAUUCUGAGUUAACUUCUGAAGCAUUAAUAAUGCCAAGUUUGUCUAAUAAAUUAGAUAGUACAAGUGAUAAUAUUAAUUUAGAAAAUGAACAACAAGUGUCUGUAGAUGCCUGUUUAACAAAUGUACUUAGACCACAUCAACGAGAUGGAGUGAUUUUUCUUUAUGAAUGUAUUAUGGGAAUCAAAGUUGAAAAUAAUUAUGGUGCUAUUUUGGCAGAUGAAAUGGGCCUUGGUAAAACAUUGCAAUGUAUAACAUUGAUAUGGACUCUCUUAAAGAAAGGACCAUUUGGUAAACCAAUAUUGAAACGUGUAAUUAUUGUGACUCCCAGUAGUCUGUGUAGCAAUUGGAAAAAAGAAUUUAUUCAUUGGUUGGGCUCUCAUAGGAUUUUUCCGUUCAUUGCUGAUAGUAAAAAUAAGCCAUUAAAUUUUAAAAGACAACCAAGAUCGCAAGUAUUAAUUAUUAGUUAUGAAAUGUUUGUUAGAAGCUACGAAGAGAUAAAAGAUAUUAAAUUUGAUUUAAUAAUAUGCGAUGAAGGACAUAGAUUGAAAAAUAGUAAUAUACAGGCAGCCAAGCUGUUACAAGAAAUGGAUUGUAAAAAAAGAAUUCUUUUAUCAGGCACACCUAUACAGAAUGAUUUGCAAGAAUUUUAUACUCUUGUCAAUUUUGUAAAUCCUGUAAUUUUAGGUAGCAGUACAGAAUACAAGCAUUAUUACGAAGAUCCUAUCAUUGCUUCCCAAUGUCCAUAUGCAACUGAAGAUGCUCAAUCUUUAGGAAAGGAACGAGCUCAAGAAUUGCGCGAUGCAACUAGUCCUUUUAUUUUGAGACGUACCCAAGAAAUAAUUAGUAAAUAUUUACCACAAAAGAAUGAAAUGGUUAUAUUUUGUCAUUUAUCAAAAAGACAAAAAAACUUAUAUUCUCUUGUAAUUGAUACUUGGUUUGAUAAUACGAUAUUACCGGAGAAAAAAGUAUCACCUUUAACGAUUAUAACAGCACUUAAAAAAAUUUGCAAUCAUCCAGAUUUAUUUACCAAUGAUAAAGAUAAUAUUUUAAAUAAUAAUCCAAUGUUUUUGCAAUUAAUCAAAAAUGAUAAUUCUUCAAAUGUUAAUGAAACAGAAUAUUGUGGUAAAAUAACGCUCGUUCGAUGUUUAAUGAGAAAUAUCAAAAAUACCAAUGAAAAAAUUGUAUUAGUUUCUUAUUACACACAAACACUUGAUUUUUUGGAAACUAUUUGUAAUGCCGAAGGCUUGAAAUUUUGUAGACUCGACGGUAGUACACAAAAUGUGUCCAGAAUGAAAAUUAUAGAACAAUUCAAUUGUAAAACUGAUGAUAGUAAAAUAUUCUUAUUAAGUGCUAAAGCAGGAGGUGUAGGAUUAAAUUUACCAGGAGCAUCUAGGCUAAUAUUAUUUGAUUCUGAUUGGAAUCCCGCAUCGGAUGCUCAAGCUAUGGCGAGAAUAUGGAGGCAGGGUCAAAAGAAAAAUGUUUAUAUCUAUAGAUUAUUAAUGUCAGGCACUAUUGAAGAAAAAAUAUAUCAACGUCAAAUUAGUAAAACAAAUUUAAGUGAAAUUGUUGUAGAUGCAAAUAAUCUUUCUUCUUUAAAACUAUCAGCUAACGAAUUAAAGGAUUUAUUCACCUUAACAUUAAAUACAGAUUCUUUGACACACGAUUUGAUGAAUUGCACAUGCAACGAUCAAACAAAUCUCAACGAAUUAUCGGAUAAAUCUGAAGAUACGAAAAUGAAUACGAAAGAGAAUAAUACAGAAAAUAUUAGCAAAAAAGAACAAUCUCAACAGAAUUUAACUAUUAAUCAACUUCUUGAUUGGCAGCAUUAUCGACAACCAUUUUCAGAUGUUAUGAUGCAGGAACUCAUGUUAAAGCAAGUAUCUAAAAAUAUUUCAUUUAUAUUCAAAAAUUCCAUAACCGAAAAAUAUGAUUCGACAAUUUGAAAGUUAAUGUAAAAUAG